Trichoderma harzianum CBS 226.95 is the source of this 1370-nucleotide messenger RNA. RefSeq lists its product as hypothetical. The transcript is spliced from 4 exons. Gene Ontology annotation, molecular function: glyoxylate reductase (NADPH) activity; hydroxypyruvate reductase [NAD(P)H] activity; NAD binding. Bases 242 to 1246 code for a protein of 334 amino acids. The record is from RefSeq and is a predicted model, not a curated record. NCBI's taxonomy places the organism in Eukaryota, Fungi, Ascomycota, Sordariomycetes, Hypocreales, Hypocreaceae. Gene Ontology annotation, cellular component: cytosol.
CGGCGAUGAUGGGGGACCCGGUUUGAUGAAUCCCAUUUCUUUUUUUCUUAUCUCCUCUCUUUUUAAAAUCCCUGGACCUUGUUUCUUUCUUUCACUAGAUUUCGUCUUUUUGUUAGAAUUCCAAUUCCUUUAUUCGUCUCUAUUUCCUCCUUCUAGAUACCCCCCCCCCUGACGCUGGUGCAAUUGCAUCAUCCCCUCCUCCUCUUAUCCAAUUCCAUCUACACAAAGCAACUCCUUCAAGAUGAGCCGUCCCAAGGUCCUCCUCCUGGGCAAGAUUGACCACGCUCACGUAGCAUGGCAAACCAUCGCCGACAUCGCAGACGUGAUCCAGCCCAAGGCCACCAACCGAGACGAAUUCAUUGCCGAGUGCAAAUCCGGCGCCCUGGAUGGCAUCAGCGUCGCAUACAGAACAUUUGAUUCCGUCAAGAUCACGGGCAAGAUUGACAGCGAGCUGCUGGAUGCGUUCCCCAAGAGCAUCAAGUUUCUGUGCCACAACGGCGCCGGCUAUGACCAGAUCGACAUCCCCGCCUGCACCGCCCACGACGUCCGCGUCUCAAACACCCCGACCGCCGUCGACGAUGCCACCGCCGACGUCACCAUCUGGCUGCUCAUCGGCGCCCUGCGCAACCUCCCCAUCGGCAUCCAAGCCCUGCGAGCCGGCAAGUGGCGCGGCUCGCCCCCUCCCGCGCUGGGCCACGACCCCCAGGGCAAGAUCCUGGGAAUCUUGGGCAUGGGCGGCAUUGGCCGCAACGUCGCUACCAAGGCUAGGGCCUUUGGAAUGCGUAUCCGAUACCACAAUCGCUCGCGCUUGAGCCCUGAGCUGGAGGAUGGUGCUGAGUAUGUUAGUCUUGAGACGUUGCUGGCGGAGAGUGACGUCCUGAGUCUGAACCUGCCUCUCAACCCCAGCACCCGCCACACCAUCGCCGCCCCCCAAUUCGCCCUCAUGAAGCCCGGCAUCGUCAUCGUAAACACCGCCCGCGGCGCAGUCAUGGACGAGGCCGCCCUCGUCGACGCCCUCGCCUCCGGCAAGGUCUCCUCCGUCGGCCUCGACGUCUACGAGAACGAGCCCGAGAUCCACCCGGGCCUGCUCGAAAACCCAAACGUCCUGCUCGUCCCCCACAUGGGCACCUGGACCCAGGAGACACAGCAGAAGAUGGAGGAGUGGACCAUUGAUAAUGUGAGGCUGGCGGUUAAGGAGGGGAAGCUUAAGAGUAUUGUGCCUGAGCAGACGGGGUUGGCUGCGUGACUGCAUGGCGGUGCUGGAGGGAGGAGCUCGAAGCUGUGAGGUUUGAUAUUGUGUCGGAUUGUUGAAAAUGCGUCAUGUCAUGUUUAUAGAAUUAGAAGAAGGAAAUAAAAAGCUUGAUCUAAAG